AGACCGGCAUAGACAGAUUAUGAUGAUAUUGCGGGAAACGUGUUGUGAGAUCUGCUUUUGAAUGUUUUCCAUUUGCCAAGUACGGCCCCUCAGUUUUCGGCGUCGUAUGGCAAUGAGAGGACACGAGAUCAGUGAUGCAACUUGGCUGAUAAUAUCGUAUUAGAGCGUAACAAUUGUCUAUGUUUAAACCCACCGCGGAGAACGUGGUCGUUUAUGAGCGCAAGGUAAUUUAGCUCGCCAUGUUUCGCCAGACGAAGGCGGUGCUCGAGAAACUUCGACAUGUCCGUUUAAAGGGCCAGCAUCUGUCUUGGCGACAAAGGAGCAGUGCAGCAGCUGGAGAGAAGGCCCUUCAGUACUCAGCAGGUCAACAAAUCCAUGGAUUUACAGUUAAAGCGGUUGUUGCGGUCCCUGACUUGUUCCUCACUGCCGUCAAGUUGACUCACGACAAAACUGGAGCUCAGUACCUGCACGCAGCCAGGGAUGAUCCCAACAACCUCUUCAGCGUGCAGUUCCGGACCACCCCCAUGGACAGCACGGGGGUCCCCCACAUCCUGGAGCACACUGUGCUGUGCGGGUCACAAAAGUAUCCGUGCAGAGAUCCUUUCUUCAAGAUGCUCAACAGGUCGCUGUCCACCUUCAUGAAUGCCUUCACAGCCAGCGACUACACAAUGUAUCCAUUCUCCACUCAGAAUGCAAAAGACUUCCAGAAUCUUCUGUCGGUCUACCUGGAUGCCGUGUUCUUCCCAUGCUUACGGGAGCAGGACUUUUGGCAGGAGGGCUGGAGGCUGGAGAACGAAGACCCAACCAACUCCAGCUCGCCUCUGGUCUUCAAAGGGGUGGUUUUCAACGAGAUGAAAGGAGCUUUUUCGGACAACGAGAGCGUGUACGCUCAGCAUCUCCAGAACAAACUUUAUCCUGACCACACAUACUCGGUGGUGUCCGGUGGAGAGCCGCUGGCCAUUCCUGACCUCACCUGGGACCAGCUCAAGCAGUUCCACGCCACGCAUUACCACCCCAGCAAUGCCAGGUUCUUCACGUAUGGAGACCUUCCUCUGGAGCAACACCUGAAGCAGAUCGACCAGGAGACGCUGUCCAAGUUUCAACGAAUCAACCCUAACACCCAAGUCCCAUCUCAGCCACACUGGAGAAACCCCAGGGAAGACCACGUGACCUGCAGUCCCGAUGCUAUGGCUCCCGACGCUUCUCGACAGAACACGCUGUGUGUUAGCUACCUGCUGGGAGACAUCACCGACACCCUCGAAGCCUUUACCCUAAGCCUGCUUUCUUCUCUGAUGACGUCCGGUCCCAACGCUCCCUUCUACAAAGCUCUUAUCGAACCCAAAAUUGGCACCGACUUCUCCUCUGUGGUCGGAUACGACGGCAGCACCAAGGAGGCGUCUUUCAGCAUCGGCCUGCAGGGGAUGGCAGAGGAGGACACGGAGAAGGUCAAGAGCAUCAUACAUCAAACCAUCAGCGAGAUCAUCGAGACUGGUUUCGAAGACGAGAGGAUCGAGGCGCUCCUGCACAAGAUCGAGAUCCAGAUGAAGCACCAGUCCACCAACUUUGGACUCUCUUUGGCCUCGUACAUCGCGUCCUCAUGGAACCAUGACGGUGACCCGGUGGAACUUCUACAGAUCAAUGACAGCGUCCUCAAAUUCAGACGAGCCCUGGAGGAGAACCCGUGCUUCCUCCAGGACAAAGUCCAAUACUACUUUAAGGAGAACACCCACCGACUAACCCUCUCCAUGAGCCCUGAUGAGUCCUACCUUGACAAACAGGCCUCGGCCGAGGAGAAGAAACUCCAGGAAAAGAUUGGCACUCUCUCUGACAGUGACAGGAAGGAUAUUUAUGAGAAAGGUCUUCAGCUGUUGGACGCUCAAAGUAAAUCACAGGAUGCCUCAUGUCUGCCUGCGCUCAAAGUGUCCGACAUCACGCCCACCAUACCCGUCACUCCUAUACACAUGACCAAAGCAGGCGGUGUUCCGCUGCAGCUGUGCGAGCAGCCCACCAACGGCUUAGUGUACUUCCGGGCCAUGUGCAGCCUUAACACGCUUCCCGAGGACCUGAAGCUCUAUGUGCCGCUCUUCUGCAGCAUCAUCACCAAGAUGGGGUGUGGCUCCCUGGACUACCGUCAGCAGGCCCAGCAGAUGGAACUGAGGACUGGGGACAUGUCCAUGUCUCCACAAGUAAUCCCUGACUGCACCCACCUGGACAUGUUCGAGCAGGGCAUCCUCCUCUCCUCCUCCUGCUUGGAGAGGAACCUCCCUAACAUGUUCCAGCUGUGGGGGGACAUCUUCAACAGCCCCCGCUUUGACGACCAAGAGCGUUUGCGGGUGCUGGUGAUGAUGUCUGCACAGGAGCUGGCCAAUGGAAUCUCCUACUCCGGCCACAUGUAUGCCAUGACGCGGGCCGGACAUCACCUGACGCCAGCCGGAGAACUCUUAGAAACAUUUGAUGGGAUGGAGCAGGUGAAGUUCAUGAAGAGGAUAGCAGAGAUGUCGGACUUGACCCCGGUUAUCCGCAUGCUGCCCCGGAUCAAGAAGCACCUCCUGAACCCCAACAACAUGAGGUGUGCCAUCAACACCACGCCUCAGCAGGCGUCCGAGUCUGUGGCCCACCUGGAGAGUUUCAUGAAGGACGUAGCCGCCAACAGGAAGCAGUUCAAAGCCGUGCGAUCAAAUGUCAUCGAGAGGCCGCUAGAUGUCCUCAACGUCUCUGGAGCAAGCAGGAAGAUCGUUGCUGAGCCAAAUUUCCAGCCUUGUCACAUGAAGACAUUCUUCCAGUUGCCAUUCCCUGUCAACUUUGUCAGCGAGUCUAUCCGCACCGUCCCUUACAGCCACCAAGACUACGCCAGUCUUUGCGUGUUGGGAAGGAUGAUGACGGCCAAGUUCCUCCACGGAGAGAUCCGAGAGAAGGGCGGGGCCUACGGUGGUGGAGCCAAGAUGGGUGGAGGGGGCCUGUUCUCUUUUUACUCUUACAGGGAUCCCAACUCCGUCCAGACACUUUCCGCAUUCAGCAAAGGUGUCGACUGGGCCAAGUCGGGCAAGUUCAACCAGCAGGACAUCGACGAAGCCAAGCUGUCCGUCUUCUCCGCCGUCGACUCGCCUGUGGCGCCCUCCAGCAAAGGAAUGUCCGUGUUCCUGAGUGGAAUUACAGACGAAAUGAAGCAGCGACACCGAGAACGACUCUUUAACGUCACCCGGGAAAACCUGCUGGCCGUGGCUGAGAGGUACCUGAGCGUCGGGAGCAAGUUGUGCGCCGUUUCCAUCCUGGGCCCGGAGAAUGACGCCAUCAAGAAAGAUCCAUCGUGGGUGGUGAAAUAAAUGAUAUGUGAUGUGUGUGGAAAACAUUAUGUACAUAUUUAUGCAACAAGGCUAAUAAAUUAUCAUGUUGGAAUAGAAAUCCACAAACUA
Molecule: messenger RNA, 3413 nt
Organism: Phyllopteryx taeniolatus (common seadragon)
Lineage: Eukaryota; Metazoa; Chordata; Actinopteri; Syngnathiformes; Syngnathidae
Gene: pitrm1
Product: pitrilysin metallopeptidase 1
Exons: 26
Coding region: 240-3323 (1027 amino acids)
Biological process (GO): protein processing
Cellular component (GO): mitochondrial matrix
Molecular function (GO): metal ion binding
Source: RefSeq, a predicted model, not a curated record